AUGGGCUUCUGCUGGAGCGGAGAGUGUGGCAACAGGCCUUGCUGGGCAGGCCAUUAUGUGCCCUGGCAUGCUGGAUGGGUGGGCCCCACUGUGCUGCUCUGCAUCUAUGGUUUCUGCUCCAUGAUGAGGCCCAUAGAACCCUUUGUGACAGUGUUUCUCACGGGAACUUACAAGAAUCUCACCACUGAGCAGGUGACUAGACAAGUGAUUCCUGUGUGGACUUACUCCAGCCUGGUUCUCCUCGUCCCCGUCCUCCUGGUCACAGACUUCCUCAGAUACAAGCCUGUUAUCGUCUUGCAGGGCCUCACCUAUGUCACGGCAUUUCUGCUGAUCCUAGUUGGCUCGGGGGUCCGCUCGGCUCAGCUGGCCUUUUUCAGCUACAGCAUCGCCAUGGCAGCAGAUGUGGCCUAUUUCUCCUACAUUUACAGCGUGGUGCCGCCCAGCUACUAUCAGAGGGUCACCGGUUAUGUCAGAGCGGCCAUAUUACUGGGAUAUGCUGCAGGGGCCUCGCUGGCUCAACUGUUGGUGUCUUUGGAUGGGGUGUCCUUGUAUUGGUUAGCAUUUGUGACCCUCAUCUCUGUCUCCAUAGCGCUGAUGACCUCAUUUUUCCUUCCCAUGCCUAAGACUGGGUUAUUUUCCAAUGAAGAAUAUUCUGCAGACCAGACAAAGUCAUGUGUGGAUGCUGUGCUCUUUUUCUGCAUAUGGGCAGCUACAGGGAGGUGCGGCUUCUACCAGGUGACAAGCUAUGUCCAGGUCCUCUGGGUACAUAUACAGCCCAAUAACUUCACAGCCUACAACGGAGGUGUGGAUGCCAUCAGCACGUUGUCAGGAGCUGCAGCCAGUGUUGCUGUGGGCCACGUGUCUCUGGAGUGGUCUGUGUGGGGAGAGCUGGUCCUGGGGGGCUUCACGGUCCUGAUCGCUGGGGCUUUAUUCCUGAUGGAUCUAACUGACAACAUCUGGAUCAGCUACACAUUCUUCUUCCUCUUCAAAACAAUUUACAUGCCGCUCACCACCAUCUGCACUUUCCAGAUAGCCAAGAAGCUGAACAGGAGGCGCUAUGCGUUGGUAUUUGGUCUAAACAGUUUUGUGGGCACAGUCCUGCAGAGUGUCCUCACUGCCAUCGUCAUCAACACCAAGUCUGUACAGCUCCCCAUCACCUCUCAGUUUCUUAUCUACGCCUCGUACUUUGCUGCCAUUUCCCUCCUGUUCACAGUCAGAGGUGUGUAUAAGGUGCUUCAUUUGAAACGUCCCGCUGCAGGCAGCCAGGCGGAGAGAACCAACAGCAUGCCAGGAGGUUCACACCUGUGA
This is a messenger RNA of Stegastes partitus (bicolor damselfish), 1308 nucleotides long. RefSeq names its product thiamine transporter 1-like. Bases 1 to 1308 code for a protein of 435 amino acids. Gene Ontology annotation, molecular function: vitamin transmembrane transporter activity. Gene Ontology annotation, biological process: transmembrane transport; vitamin transport. The record is from RefSeq and is a predicted model, not a curated record. The transcript has 6 exons. Gene Ontology annotation, cellular component: plasma membrane. Lineage: Eukaryota; Metazoa; Chordata; Actinopteri; Pomacentridae.